AUGUCUAACCCAGCGUCGAAGAAGCCCCAACGCCGCUUUCAAUUCAUCGACAACAAUAAUGUCUCGUCCAUGGGGGCCAACUCAACCCAAGUUCGGCGUCAUGUUAUGCAAGAAUACAUGAGAGAAAAGCGGUGGGCUGCUCGUGCCCAAGUCCCCGACGCUGCUGAAUCUGAACCCCAGAAUCGAAGGAGGCCGGUAAAAGUACGAUGGCAGACCCAGACCUCACAGAAACGCUCCCAUAGCAAGCCUCUACCAAUCGUGGCUUCGCCAAAUUCAGAUGGCAGCACCUCGUCGAGAGCACCUUCAAGCGCAAAGGACGACCAGCGUAGCCAGUCUCGCGAACCUGCUCAGGGGUUUGUCCGGUACGAUGGUGAACCUCCUUUGACGUCAACGAAAGUCAAGCGCCCUUUUCGACUGAGCCCAGCGGCCUUUGCAAAGUUGGCCGAUAUGAUCACCAAACCGCCAGAUUCUCCCCCUUCUUCGAUCUCUUCUGGUGAUUUUUGGCCCUCUACCGGUAGGGCCUUGCCAUCCAAUACAUACACCACUCAGAAUCCAGAGCCCCAGUCUUUUCUGAGUGCAGCUCGAACAGACCCUUUUGACUGUUUGCCGAUGAAAUUAAGCACCCAAGACCAGGAGCUCUUUGAUUUCUAUGCCAACGUGAUGCCCGCAUGCUCUUAUGGAUUCGAAAGGCGAAGCCCCCAUGCUCACAAUUGGUACCUUUCCGUUUUCAUCCCGGAGGCCAUGAAAGGGGCCGUGUGUUUCCAGAAUACCAUCCUAGUUCACGCCGCAAACACGCAAGCCUGGGUGAAAGGACUGGCGGAAACGCGUCUGGCCAUUGAGCAUCGAGCCAAAGCAUCGCAGUUGCUCCUCCAUCACUAUCAGCAGCACCCCCACGAUACAUCGGAUGCAACAAUAUCGGCCACCAUCUCAGCCGCUGCCCUGGAGGAUUUUGAUCCUCGUAUUGAACGCCGCAAGUACGCUUGGAUGCAUUGGCAGGCUGCCGUGCAAAAGAUACGGGAUCGAGGAGGACCUUCUGCUUUGGUUCAACACAAUAGGCUUCAGAUGUUGAUUAACUGGUCUGAUUACAUCUUCUCCGGUUACAAUGGACAUGGCCCAACCUUUUAUUUUGACCAUCAGUCGUCGCCGCACCAUUCCAGUGAUCAAGAAGCUGAGGCUAUUGCUCGUGCUGAAAUUGCCCAGCAAUGCAGCGAAUUCAUCACGUUUCUCAAAUGUGCUGAACACCUCGCCCUGGUGCAGGCCGGGAUGCAGAGCAAUCCCAUAUGGAGGAAGCAGCAGCCUAUGCGCUACUCGGUAUUCCUUCCUGGACAACCUCUCUACAAUUUGCUAGCGAGCCCAAACGGUGCCAGAUACACAGAGACGGGACAAUUCAAACAAAUCGUCUCCAGACUCGCCGCGUUGAUGACAAUCAACACGGCCAUUUGGGAAUAUCGGCAUUCUACGGAGCUGAGCGAAGAAUUCUUCGUGGAACUAAUCGAGAAUAUCCUGCAUAAUGACCUCGAUCAACACAUCUCCGUGGAGGCUCUCAUUCAAAUAUUGUUGAGUGGUAGCAACAACCCGGUCUUGCUGCAUUCUGAGAGACCGUGGUUUGUGGGGCGAAUGCUGAAAGUUUCCAAGCGCCUGUCACGACCGACAUUCGAAAAGCUGAAUGAAUUGCUCCUACGGUUCUUGACUUUGGGACCAGAGUUGGAGCCAGUUAUGAUGGGUUGGGAAAACGAACUUCGCACUGAAAUCCUGCAGGCCCCUCUGGUCAGCUAUCAGUCGAGAUUCAUGCUGGGCUGA
Rhinocladiella mackenziei CBS 650.93 is the source of this 1800-nucleotide messenger RNA. RefSeq lists its product as uncharacterized. Bases 1 to 1800 code for a protein of 599 amino acids. The record is from RefSeq and is a predicted model, not a curated record. The transcript has a single exon. Lineage: Eukaryota; Fungi; Ascomycota; Eurotiomycetes; Chaetothyriales; Herpotrichiellaceae.